AUGGCGGAUCCCGGGCGCCUGGAGCGGCUGGAGCGGCGCGUGCGGGAGCUGGAGGAAGAGCUGGGCCGGGAGAAGCGUGGGCGGGGAGCGGCGCGGGCCCGCAUCGACACCAUGAGCGCCGAGGUGACCGACUCCAACCCGUACAGUCGCUUGAUGGCGUUAAAAAGAAUGGGAAUUGUCAAAGACUAUGAGAAAAUCCGUACCUUCACAGUUGCAGUAGUAGGUGUAGGGGGCGUUGGCAGUGUGACUGCUGAAAUGCUGACAAGGUGUGGCAUUGGUAAGCUGCUUUUGUUUGACUAUGACAAAGUAGAACUGGCAAACAUGAACAGACUCUUCUUCCAACCUCAUCAAGCUGGAUUAAGUAAAGUGCAAGCAGCAGAACAUACUUUGAGGGAAAUUAAUCCUGAUGUUCGGUUUGAAGUACAUAACUACAACAUCACAACACUGGACAACUUUGAGCACUUCAUGGAUAGAAUAAGUAAUGGUGCACUAGAGGAAGGGAAGCCUGUGGAUCUUGUUCUAAGCUGCGUGGACAACUUUGAAGCUCGCAUGGCAAUUAACACGGCCUGCAAUGAACUUGGGCAAAUCUGGAUGGAGUCUGGAGUGAGUGAAAAUGCAGUGUCAGGGCACAUCCAGCUGAUCAUACCUGGUGAAUCCGCUUGUUUUGCGUGUGCUCCUCCACUGGUAGUAGCUGCAAAUAUUGAUGAGAAGACAUUGAAACGAGAAGGAGUUUGUGCAGCCAGUCUUCCUACAACUAUGGGUGUUGUGGCAGGAAUGCUUGUACAAAAUGUUCUCAAAUACCUGUUAAAUUUUGGUACUGUGAGUUAUUAUCUUGGUUACAAUGCGAUGCAGGAUUUCUUCCCAACUAUGUCUAUGAAACCAAACCCCCAGUGUAGUGACCACAAUUGCAGAAAACAGCAAGAAAAUUAUAAGAAAAAAGAAGCUGCAAGACCAAAAGAAGAAGUAAUUGAAAAGGAAGAAGAAAUAGUACAUGAAGACAACGACUGGGGCAUUGAAUUAGUAUCUGAAAUUUCAGAAGAUGAGCUAAAGGCUGCAUCUGGCCCGGUACCUGAGCUUCCUGAAGGAAUUAGUGUAGCAUAUACUAUCCCAGACAAGGAAGAGAAUUUAAUAACUGGGGAGACAGUAGCAGAAUCUGAAGAAAGCCUAGAAGAACUCAUGGCCAAAAUGAGAAACAUGUAGAAAAACAAAUAUUAAGUACAACUUCCAUGAGUUUGGAUGGACAUUGGACUAUUGGAAGACCAGACUUCUUUUUUCUUUUUUUUUUUUUUUUACUUCCAUUUAAGUUCACCUUAACUUUUCUGAUGAAACACAACUGUUACAGGGGCAGGAAGGACACAAACUUACAUUGUUUAUAUUCUGUUUUCUCAUCAUGUCUUUAUUAACAGAUAGAGUUGUGCUACUGUAAAUUUUAGUUUCUCAGCACUGCCAGUGUCCUGAUAUUCAGUGGCAAAUAAAAGCACCUGGAUAAACUGAAAAAGCAGGAGAAUAGCACAUAGAACAGGGUAAAGGAAAGAUGAAAUCUGCUGGAAUGGACUGAGUAGGUGAAGGGCAAAUGGUAAUAUUACUGCUCCUGAUUUUCCAGGCACUUGUACUUGGUUGUCAUUCACUAGUCUGAUAUUUUGGCAUGGAUCAUCCUGUAGCUACUUUUUCUGAGUAACGAGAACAUCUAAGCCUUUUCAUCUGCCUUAAAUAUCCCUGUGAUGGAAUUUUCUUUAUCAGUAUCUUACUACUGCUUUUCCUUAUACAGCUGCCUAUGUUUUGUAUGUGAAGUUUUGAGAAUACUGUAAGAAGGUAAAGUCUUUUGUUAGUAUUACAUUACCAUGUAUAUCAGUGUGCCACUGUUUUGUUUGGCAGAUGCUUUUCAUGACAAAAUUAUGAACAACAUUGGAAAAAAUGUAGAUUUUUGUCUACCUUUUCAGAAGUCUAAAUAUUUUAUUUUUGUUGGUUACUGGAAGUUUAGCUGUAAUUCUGAUCACUCCCAAUCGUAUGGGCUACGAUGUUUGAGUUUGCUUAGAAAGUCUUCUAAAAUUAGACACUAUGAAUUUUUAGUUUUGCAAAUAUCUUAAUUGGAGUAGAGCUCACCUGUUGUAUUUGUCUCAUAAACAACAUUAGUAAGUCUAUAACGUUUUAAAUGGCCACUUGUUAAACUGACCUGUAAAUGUUUGCAUCCUGGAGCGCCAGUACCCUGCAGAACUGGAAGAAUCAACUUCAAAUAUUUUAACUGCAGUGGGCAUCUUAUCCAGAACUUUGUAACUAUCUCAGCCUUAGCAGUAUAAUACAAAUAUUUCCAAGCUGGGCUCUUCAAAAAUCUUUUCCACAAUGUGAUGGAGCCAACACAGAGCUAGCUAGUAAUGGUAGUAGUAGUAUCCCACUAAAAUGUAAAGAGAGACCAAUACUAAGGUGGUGCUUCUUUUCUUAGGGCAGCUGAAUGAAUACCUGUUAGAGUAAUAAUUAGUUUACAAAAUGUUUCAUUUUAAGGAAUGGUUACAAAAUUCAAAAUCAGUUUCCCCCACAGGUAACAUCAAAUUAUAUUAUACACAGAAAAAUAAUUUCUGAAACCAGUGAGGUUUUGCGUGCAUUUUGAAUGCGGGGCAUUAUAUGUAAAAUUGAAGUGGCUUUUUUGGACUGAGUUCUGUUUUGGAGAAACCAGGUUUUAGAAAUGAGCUGUAAAGAAAGAUAGGAAAGUAUCUACCUUUAGAAAGGUAGAUACUUGAAUCUGUGUCACUAAGUCUACCUUAGCUUGGUCAAUGUAUGUGCUACUUAUAUUCCCCUGUGACUUUCACCUUUCUGUUGGGAACAAUAAAAGUCAGGCACACAGCUGGCUCUGGAGAGGCAAAUGGCUGACCCAUUUCUACAACAGCUCAGUUCAUCCUGACUCUUAACUAUUUGGUUGACAUGACUGCUAUCACAGGCUUGACAGCUUUAUAAGAGGCAACUUCAGGUACACUUACAUGAGGGAAUUAAUACACUUUUGUAUGCCCUGUUAGAGAGUGCACAGAAUGGUUCCUGUGUUUCUUUUAGACUUUUGACUUGUAUAUACAAGAACUUGAAAUAAUCAGGAAAUAUACAAAGGUUGAUUGUAUGUGUCAAUGGUUAAAAUUAUUUAAAAAUAAACAGCAUCUAAGAAA
Molecule: messenger RNA, 3149 nt
Organism: Cinclus cinclus
Lineage: Eukaryota; Metazoa; Chordata; Aves; Passeriformes; Cinclidae
Gene: UBA5
Product: ubiquitin like modifier activating enzyme 5
Exons: 12
Coding region: 1-1200 (399 amino acids)
Biological process (GO): protein ufmylation
Cellular component (GO): cytoplasm; cytosol
Molecular function (GO): UFM1 activating enzyme activity
Source: RefSeq, a predicted model, not a curated record